CGGCUCUCGGAGGUGAGGCGGUACCACCGCGUGUACAGACCAACCCGAAGCGCCGAUUGGUUGAGACUUCCAUCCAAUGAGAGCGCGCUUGCUUCUCGUCCAAUCGCAGCGCCGUACCCUUUGGCUCACGUGCGGCGGCCGUUGAGCUGCUCCGUGCUGGUACUGUUUGUUCGGAGAUAUACAUGGAGUGAGUGGAGGAAAAGCGAGACACAGACGACUGACUGGACGAGCAGGGAGGAGCCGAAGCUGAACCGGAGAACAAGACGGGAUUCACAGCUGAGUUUAUUCAACGCUAUCUCUGUGUUCAAGUUCCCUCAGCUUGUGGGGAACAGUUUCUCAAAGUAUAGUUUGCAAAGUCAGUUUCUGGAUUCUUCAAGCAGAAAGAUGAAUUCAUUGGGUAAAUCUUCCAAAUGGCCGUCUUAUGACUCGCUUCCCUCCACCUCAAGCUUCCCCCCCAGCGAGGACGAGGCAGACAUCUUCUCUGAGGGAGAAGGGGACGGUGUAUUAAAAAGCUCCCUGAACUCAAAGUUUAAUGGUGAUCAAUGUGAACUAUACCCCGAAGAAGCAAAACAUUUGUCUCCUGAAGCGGCUGCACUGAGGUCAUCAACUCCAGGAGACUUGACCUUUGCUAAGAAAUGUGCUGAUUUGCACAGCUAUAUCCGCCCUUUGCUGCAGCUUCUACAGGGAUUAAAGACUGGACGGUUUGACAAAGGCUUAACCAGCUUCCAGCAGAGUGUUGCCAUAGACAGAUUACAGCGGAUUCUUGGGAUCUUGCAGAAACCUGAAAUGGGUGAGAAAUACCUCCAGAAUCUGCUGCAGAUAGAGAUGCUGCUCAAAGUGUGGUUCCCUCAGGGGUCAUUCAAGUCCAAAGAUAAAUCCAAGCAGACCAGCACUGCCUCACUCGCUUUACAUCGGAAGAAAAAUCAGCUCCACAUGCCGGUCAAGAAGAGAAAGCUGAGCUGGUCAGACCCCGAUGUUGCUGACAGACUCCCGGCGAAGCAAAGCCACCGUCAACACAGUGAACACGAGAGGUGCCACGCUGCCGCUUCACUCGACACCGCUUCGACAUGUCUUCCUCUAUCUCCAGAAAAUCAGAUCACGUCAGAGGAGAAAACUGCUGACACAGAAGUGGAUAACUGCUCAGCAGGGCAAAGGUUUACAGACAGCACUGGCCCUUUAAGCAGGGCUUAUAUAUGCAGCAGGAGAGAAAGCGAGAACCCGAAGCUUACUGAAGUCUUUCUGCCCUCCUCGUGCCGCAGCCCAGCUACGCAGGACUGCUCGGUAUCUUCAAGCAACAGCGUUCCUACGACUGACUCACCUUAACUGGCUGAGGCUGACCUUGCUAUCACAUGGAGGUACCUCAGCUGGAGGGCGGACCGAAUUACAUAAGUAUAAGGCUUGGCGUGAAGCCAGUCUGCCAUGCCUGCAAGGCACAUUAAACCAGAGGAGGUGGAGGAAGAUACUUAUUAACCCCCGACUCUCUGGGUUUCUUUUCCUAAAGUGACUGUGUUAUAUUAUUUUUAUUAGAAGCUGUUGUUGUUUGCAGAAACGUAAUGUUUUUCUAUGAAACUAAGUUGAAGGAGCUUGGAUUUUUUUUAAUAUAUAUAUUUCUUGUGUGUUAAAGCCGUUUUUACUGUUUUUAUAUUUUUUUCAUAUUAUAUGACAGCCUGAAAAGUAGCAGCACAUCAUUCCGAAAAUAAUACCAAUAAUGAUUUUAUUAUUAUUGUUAUUAUUUUAGAACUACUGUUUGUAGGAAGGUGAUGCUUUGUGGAGAACUGAGUUAAAAUAGCUUAGAAAUAUUUGAUAUUUCUUGUGCAAUAAAGCAGAUUUUUACUGUUUUGUACUUUUACAUAUUUUAAGGCAGCCCAAAAAGUAAUGACAAAGGAUUUAAAAAAAAAAAGAUAAUAAAAGUAUUAGACGGGGGAUAACACUGUCUAAUACCACAUACCGUUAGUAUUUUUUACUGUGUCCUGCAGUAGUUUAAUGAGCCUCAUUGCUGAUUUCUGGCAAAAAAAAAAAAAUUUUGCAGCUUCCUUGGAUUUUUAAGAGAAUUUUACUGCAUUGAUAUUACAUUUACAAGAAGACAAGUUCUCUUCAUUCACAUCGCCUUCAAAAGCUGAUCUUUCUGACUAUUUGACAUAUAGUUUUCUUUAAGUGACUUGGAGACACUCCAAAAUUGAAAAGGAUCUUCCUUUGCCCAUUUUCUGCUUCCAGCUACGAUUAAGUUACUUUCCGAUAGAUUUUGUCAUCUUGCUGACUUGCAUUAUCUCACACUGUCAAGCGUUUUUACAGAUGAAACUAAAUGAUGUAGGAAAGACGUGCAACUUCUGCCAAGAUGUGCCAAACAAAGACAUUUUUGCAUUUUCAAAUUGUAAAUGGCUUCUAAUGAUGUCACAAAUAUUUUUAUUUAUUUUAUUUUUGUUUCUCCACUUACUAUGAAAAGGAAAAGGGUUUAUCUGCAAAAACACUUGAGCAAAAAAGAAAAUAAAUACUGAGCUGAAUUUGAUUCUGCAUAUUGUGCUAUUUAUCUUGUGAGUUGCCACCUUUUGCUUUUAUUGGAAAUAUGUUGCAGUGGAAAUUUGUAGCAAACAACUUAACAUAUUUAUGCCUUUGUGCAUCUGAGUUUGUGUAUCUGCACUUUGGAUGAAAAUGAGGAAAUGUUACACGUCUGUGAACAUCAACAAAGUUGUGAGAUUAUUUAUAAAAGCAUUACUUGAUAUUUUUAAUUCCAUCGGCUGGUUUGUGUUACACCUUAGAGGUACUUGUAUUAUAAACGUGUAUCCUUGUGCAGGGAAACAUUUGAAGAAUAGUAGUAUAAUAUAUACUAAAACUAAGCAUGAUGCGGAAGUAAAAACCAACUGCUGUGCCUCAUUUUGACGGAUUUAUCACUCUAUUAUUUCAUAAAAUUGGCAACACUCUUAAGUGCAAUAAGAAAUGUGGUAAAGAUGAAAGGAACUGAACCAUUUCCAUUUAUGAACUCAUUGUUUUUACUCUUUUAAAAACAUUUUAGUGAAAUUUUAUUCAUGUUGCAUGCCGUCUCUGAUGGUUUGUCAUCGUCAGAGCCUUACAUAUAAACACAAAUAACAGUGGAAAUUAUACUACAAAGAAAAAUCAAGUGCAUAAUUUUAUAAAUAAUAAAAAAAAACAUGUCACUGCAAACCAGAUGUGCUUUUUGUGCAGGUGUUUCUCAGGCUUCAUCAUUUUUUAUAAUUCAAUGUUACUUCAUGUAGAAACAGUAAGCACAAGGCAGAGAACAAAAUGUGUACAAUGAAACUUAGUGUUUUUGUUGUUAAACUAUAAUAUAUGACUAUAUUUGUGAAAUAAGACAAAAGUUCUCUCUUUGCAGUUGUAUGUUUUUAAAAAAGUCCAGUUGUUUUUUUGUAGAGGCCAUUUCUUUGUUUUUUGUAAAUCAUAUUGUCCUUACUGGCGAGUGCUUGAAAAAUCUUUUUGGAUAUUAAAAGACUGAAAUGAUUUAUCAACUCCAUUUUCUGGUUAAGAGUUUUUAAUGAAACACCAUGGAUUGCAAGAUUAUUUAUACACUCUGAAGUUUUCCACAUUACAGAAACAGACUUUAGUUUCAACACAAAAUAAUACAUUUGAAGUUGAAGGAA
Messenger RNA from Xiphophorus maculatus (southern platyfish), 3611 nucleotides. RefSeq lists its product as uncharacterized. Gene Ontology annotation, biological process: circadian regulation of gene expression; negative regulation of DNA-templated transcription. Gene Ontology annotation, cellular component: nucleus. Gene Ontology annotation, molecular function: RNA polymerase II cis-regulatory region sequence-specific DNA binding. The transcript is spliced from 6 exons. The record is from RefSeq and is a predicted model, not a curated record. The coding region runs from base 385 to 1323 and encodes 312 amino acids. Lineage: Eukaryota; Metazoa; Chordata; Actinopteri; Cyprinodontiformes; Poeciliidae.